This is a messenger RNA of Morchella sextelata, 1407 nucleotides long. RefSeq lists its product as uncharacterized. The transcript has 11 exons. Lineage: Eukaryota; Fungi; Ascomycota; Pezizomycetes; Pezizales; Morchellaceae. Bases 1 to 1407 code for a protein of 468 amino acids. The record is from RefSeq and is a predicted model, not a curated record.
AUGAUUCCAAGCAAAAAGGGUGUAAUCGGGGCCGAGCGGCUGUCACGGGUCGUUAUACCCAAGCCAGAAGUCCGUCAUAGGGAAAUUUCUGGCUUCCCUUUCCUUCUCCCCUCGUCUCUAUGCGCGCUAGAAUCUCCCUUGGCCUACAGCAAUUCUAUUUUCAGUCAAUCUUCCAAGAUCAUCACUGAUAAUACUACAAACAAUAGCAACAUGAGUUCCGGCUUUCGUUUCUCCGCAACUUCGGAACCCUUCACGCCGAUCGAGACUCGGCCGUGUACACCUACACCCCCUGCCCGCGCAGAUCCGAUUGCGGUAGCAAGACUACAGAAUGAGCUUCUUGAGACAUCCUUCCAAGUCAAUUCACUCACUGGGAACCUGCGUGAAUGUCAAGAGGACUUACGGGCUAAAUCUGCCGAGAAUAAACGGCUACGUAGCUACAUCCACACACUCGAGGUCCUCAAUUCGCGUCAACCUCCUGCUCCGGUCCCUCUACAAGCGUCUAUUCCUUCCGCACCUCCUCCUUCUUCACUUGUUGCUCCGGGACGAGUAGCGACAAAUGGGGUCACAAAACCCGAUAGCUUCUUCAAGGAGGAGUUUGGAAUGCUGUUCCGUGAAAUCCAUAAUUUUGGGAAGGGCUUCUACAAGUUCGCCACGGAUGUCGAUAUACCAUCGGAGCUGGCGGGGACAGUGAAGGAUAUUGUGGGUGAUGAGAGGAUGCUGCGGGAUACCCACACAAAACUGUUGAUUGUGGCAGGGAUCGUGAUGCGAUUUGUCUGUUUGGAUGUAUUUAGAGACGGAGAGAUCCCGGAAAUGAGGGAGGAGCAAACAGCCUUCCCAACAGCCUCGGAAAAAUACAGCACCAAAUCCGCCGCCCUCGCAACGAAGAUUCAUACAUUUAUCCUACCACUCAUGUCCCGCCCUGGAGAUCAGAAACACUGUGAGGAGUCGUUCCGCCUGUUGGAGGCACUCAUCUCGCAUGCUUUCCGUAUUGGUGUUGAUAGAGACAAUUGGCGGUUCUCCUUCCCAAGUCGUGGAGCACGCUUCGUAAAUGCUACAAUGGUACCAUGUGAUACGAGGAACCUAGGCUUCUCGGGUGAACAGGAGAGGGAUAAUGGGACUCUCGAGAGCGGGGGGAGGGGUGUCGUUUUUUGCGAGCGUGAGGGUGUAUUAAUUUUCCCUCGUUUCCUUCUCUUCUGCGGUGACUUAAAUACAUUUAAUCCAGUGUGUGUCCUUAGAACCACGAUCUCUGGCUUGUUGAGUAUGGACCUUGAGGCUACUCUACUCGAGGCGAGCGGAGAAACACCUUACACUCUCAAACUUAAGGGAGGUACAAGUAAUGCCGAAAGGCCUUAUAUACAUACAUGUACUGGCUGUAAACAGCACUGGCCACUUGACCUCAAAGCCUGA